Mesorhabditis spiculigera is the source of this 2496-nucleotide messenger RNA. NCBI's taxonomy places the organism in Eukaryota, Metazoa, Nematoda, Chromadorea, Rhabditida, Rhabditidae. The record is from the annotation of a GenBank genome assembly.
AUGCUGGCGGCAUCGGAGUCGAUGGAACCGCCGAUUGCGUUGCUCGCGUACGCCACUGGCGAACCGUCGAAGGCGGCCUUCUGGCCGUUUGCGGUGUUCUCACCUGAAUGGCAAGCGCUGCAGUGGGCUGCGAAGAACGGUGUGCAGGCAAGGUUCUGCGAUCUGCCCGCGUUCAACGUGUUGGCGGAUCAGGGGAUUCGUACUGUCCGCGAGGGCGAUCCCUCUGUCCGAACUGGCCGCGGCCGCGGUUUCGACGACACCGAACGCUGGUGGGGAUUCGGUGAUCGAAUCAAGCUCGAGCGCAGAUUCUUUCGAUGCGAUCACCGAGGCGAUGGAGGCGCGUGCGUGAGACGGUGCCGAUCGACGAGGAGACAGCGCAUCGCCGAAGCGUAUAUGCGGCAGGUGCUGCGAAAGACGUUGAAGGAUGGCGCCGAGCGGGGGAUGUCCAAGGUCAAGACCUCGCUGACCUGGGUUCCCUGGACACAUUCACGCCUGGCGUCGGCAUCGGGUUACGGAGCCGGAAUCACCUCGCCAGGCUGGUAUCACCAUCUGUCCACCGCGAACGACAAGACGAUCACGCGGUGGCUCACCAAAGUUGCGAGGGUGCUCAGGGACGAGGACCUUCCCAUCUCGAGUGCUCACGUCAUCGAAGCUGUCCGAUUGGCAGAUACGUUGGCUGCACUGCGUUCUCGCCCGCUGGCCGGAUUUGUCGGAAGUUACCGAGGCUACGAGGUCGGUGAUGUGCGACGGAAACGACGUUCUUCUGGAUCUGAUUCACACGAAGACUCGUUGUGGGCGAAGCCCUGGGCGCGGUGCCCGGAAGAAACUCCGACAGGUUCCGCUCGAAGCAGACCCUGCGAGCACGUUCGAAGACUUUUGCGGCUCAAACAACAAGCGGGAGCAAAGGCUCUCGAUCUGGACCUGCGACGCGAUAUCGACGUCGCGAGCGUUCCCUGUUCUACACCCGGACUGGGGAUCCUCGAGAUCGAUUGGGGAACCCCGGCCGACAGGUAUGACGGUGGCCGCAGCGGCGGCAUACGUGUCGUCUCGGAAGAUCAACGAGCCGGACAUCACUCUCGCGUCACUGAUCCGGACUACUGGAGAACUCACUGCUCGCAAGAAGCCUCCCGGCAGCUUUGUCUGCGGUUUGGAGAGUGUGAAAACAGUUGCGGCACUAGACCGACGUGCACAUCUGAUGGCGGCACUGACCGCGCGGACCCGAACGACUGCGAUACGGCGAUGUGCGCGGAACCGAGCCGCGAUUUUAGCGUUGAUCGACGUCGCCGACAGCUUGUUGAUCGGAUCUGCACCGGCCUCACGCAGUCGCCGUCACCGGACUGGACGAUCCCAGCGCCGAGGAGUUUCGCGGAUCACCUCGACAAGGUUCGCACUCGGCAGUCAUGGUCCGUGACGAUCGCGAUGCGAGCGCACGCGACGUCAACGGUUUACUCGUCGGACGGAUGGUGCGGCUACUACAAGGACAGCGGUUCGAUCACGGAAACCGCUGCAGCCCAGCGCUUUGUCUCGGGCCCCUGUCCGUGGGGCAGCGCGCGCCGACCGCCAGAGCCGGGUGGGUCGACGGGUUUCUCGGCGGUGGAGGGCUUGUGCUCGUUCACGAUCGAGCGUUGCUCAACGCUGAUCGACACGUGGUCCGCCAACUUCGUGAGCAGGACUUCAUCGACACGCUUCCCCGUUGCUUCGACGCACGUUCCGAGCCUUCGGGGCAGGAGCGUCGAGCGAUCGGUCAGGCGGUCAGAGGUGGACGACGCGUCCAGACGACAGUGGAGACCGAUACUCGACGCUGGCCGAGCGGGCAAUGGCGGUCGUUGCCGAGAUACUGGGAGCGCGUAUGAGCGACGACGAUCAAGCAGCCUUCGGCGCUGGAGAUUGAUGCUCGGGAAUCCGCUUGAAGAAUCGACGGGGAGGGCUGGGCCAACCGGGCGACAGUCGAAUGGAUGCAGCUCUCGCAGCGCUCUACGACUCGUCCCCCGACCAGGGGCGCCGCCGCUCAGCCGGAUUGGGGGCGUCGGCGCCGUCCGUCGCCAGAUGGCUCGGCGAUAUCCGGACGUACUUUACCAGCACGGUGGUGCAGGUGAUGCCAGAAGGACGCAAUCGACCGACUGGGUUUGGCGCAGUUGCUGCCGGAACCGGAACUGCUCGAUGCCGUCGAGCCCGAUGUACAUCUGGUCGGGGACGCUGCUGAGCCUCAACCAGGUCAUGCCGGAGGCCAGCCGCAGGCCACUGCUCGAAUGGUCGUCCGGGAAGGUGGUCUCGGCCGAAGUCGAGCGAAUCGCGCAGAAAACGAAGGCCGCGGUGACCGGGGCACUCAAUCGUUCGGCCAGAACGUCGAAUCGAAGUUAUGCGGGACAUCGACUGGGACCGAACGCCAUCCGAGCAAAUCUGUCGCACUACCUGCCGGAGUAUCGAACCGUCGUCCCCGAGCGGCUCGUCGGAUACGGCCGCAAGUCGAAAUCUGUGCAGCGCGACGUGGUCCUG